CUGAGUGCACUGAUUCGACCUUUCCAAAAAACUUAGCCUAGGAUUGCUGGACACCCCGCAGCGAGUUGCGCAGCGGGAUCCGCUCUGCGGUGUCUGGCGCGUGCGGCCGGGCACCUUCUGGGCUGCUCUUCCUGGCCCCUACCCUCGCGGCUGUAACGUCAGCUGCCUGCCAGGCCUCUCAGCCAGCACAGUGGGACAUGCCCGAACGGACAGGGGGCGGAGCCUAAGGAGGUGGGAAGCACCCAGCCCGACUGCCCAGCUGGAAAAGAACUCAGUCCCUGCCGGCUCUCCACUCCGGCAGAGUGUAGCUCGGCGGUGAGGACGCUGCAACGCGCCCGCACUCUGCGGCCAGAGUGGAUCGCGCGACGUUGCGGCUGCGCGAGGGGCCUUUUCCUGGGAGCCAUCCGGGAAAAGCCCGGCUUAACUACAGGCCUUUCGGCCAUUGGGCGGACCCCCCAAGCCGCAGAAGGACGGCGAAAGGGGACUGAAGCUAAACUGAGCUCUUUCCGAGUGGGGAGAGCCCGCUAGGGCGAGGUGGGAAGGAGGGGUGGGGCGUGUUGCGAAGCUCACGGCCAGCGGUGGAUUAUCCGGGACACUUUGCGCCUGGGGGCUGCGAAGUGAGCGAGGAGGACAAGGGCAUGCUCAGUGGUGGCGGCGGUGAUGCGGCCCUUUCCAACGCCGCGGCGCGGGGGCAAGUGGAGGCCGUGCGGCAGCUCCUGGAAGCCGGUGCUGAUCCCAACAGACUCAACCGCUUCGGGAGGCGCCCGAUCCAGGUCAUGAUGAUGGGCAGCGCCCGCGUGGCCGAGCUGCUGCUGCUCCACGGUGCGGACCCCAACUGCGCAGACCCCGCCACCCUCACCCGACCCGUGCACGACGCCGCCCGGGAGGGCUUCCUGGACACGUUGGUGGCGCUGCACCGAGCCGGGGCGCGGCUGGACGUGCGCGACGCUUGGGGCCGCCUGCCCGUGGACCUGGCUGAGGAGCGGGGCCACCGCGACGUCGCCCGCUACCUGCGCGCGGCCGAGGGAGACUGAUGGCGCUUGCACACAGCCGCCCCAAACGAUUUUUCUUUUCUCUCCAGUUCCUCACCCCAACUUAGUUCAAUGAGGUCUGCAAACGUGGAGCGGCGGAAGUCUUCCUGGGCGACCUGAUUCCCCGCAGGGAAGGAGGGGCAGACCGGGAAGAAAUUUUUUUUCUCUUUUUUUCUCUGGAUGCAGCCCUCGACACUCACCGUGAAGUGAAACGCAGAGAGGUGGGGCAAAUGGAUUUCCAGCGAGAUUUAGGAGCCGAAUGUGGAAUUCCCAGGUUUAUUUUUCAGGGUUUUCUGGCGAAAAGUGGCACAUGAAGAAAUCCGCGAAGGAACCCAAGCGCUGCGAAUCUUCACACAAAAGAUGCUGGGGCAGAGUGGGAGGCGGCGGUGACUGGCAUUCGGGUGGGAGGCAGGUGAUAACGUUCGCCCCAUUGACCUUGAAAGACCCCCCCCCCCUUUAAGCCCCUACGUCAGGCGUUAGGCCCUGGGGAUAUGAGGGCAAAGCUGAAGACGGAGGACCAAGCGAUGAUGACGGUCGUCGUGGGCUCUUUCUUUACAAGCUGCACGGAGCAGAGCAGGUCACGUGCAAAACGCUCCAUACUGGAAGCCUUGGGGACUCGCGCCCAGCUACACCGGAUAGUGACGGAGAAGAGAGGACCCGGAAGCCACCUCGAACUUGCCUGCUUAUUCUAAAGUCCCCAGGGCAAGGUGGUUCUGAACAGCUCUCCGAAAGGGGCGCUCGUUUGCUGUUGUUAAAUAAAGGCGAGAUUCUUGCGGCGUUCCAGCAGUCCGCGCACAGACUGAAGUCGGGGAUUGUAGCGAGAGCAACUGUAGGUAGGCAGUUAACUGUAACGAUUUGUUUAAUCUAUGAACGGUAGGAUACAGAGAGCCCCCUGUAAAUUGCCACUUGAAAAGAUUUCGUGAUAUUUUGUACUUCUGGGUGGUUCUUCAAUAGCAGUCUUACUUACGGAGACUUUAAAUAACAAAGUAACUCGUGGCCCUUGGGAAAGAGGUGAGGAAGAACUACAGCUUUUACACGAAGCUAUGGCACAGUAGCAACGCCCAGAUUGCUUUGAUCCUUAACCUAUUUAUUUCUCUGUUAAAUUUUCUGUUUCCUUUACUACAGUCUCAGGGGGUCAAACAAUGAAAUAUUACAAAUGUAUUUUAGAAGAUCCAUGCACUUACCCAGUAAAUUAUCUCAGGAUAUUUCCCAAAGCGUUGCUAAGAGUAGAUUGAAUAUAAAACUGUUGAAAAUAUA
This is a messenger RNA of Orcinus orca (killer whale), 2288 nucleotides long. RefSeq names its product cyclin dependent kinase inhibitor 2B (gene CDKN2B). Lineage: Eukaryota; Metazoa; Chordata; Mammalia; Artiodactyla; Delphinidae. The coding region runs from base 639 to 1034 and encodes 131 amino acids. The transcript has 2 exons. Gene Ontology annotation, biological process: regulation of cyclin-dependent protein serine/threonine kinase activity; negative regulation of cell population proliferation. Gene Ontology annotation, cellular component: nucleus. The record is from RefSeq and is a predicted model, not a curated record. Gene Ontology annotation, molecular function: cyclin-dependent protein serine/threonine kinase inhibitor activity; protein kinase binding.